This is a messenger RNA of Ziziphus jujuba (common jujube), 1523 nucleotides long. Its product is annotated as agamous-like MADS-box protein MADS2. The transcript is spliced from 8 exons. Gene Ontology annotation, biological process: positive regulation of transcription by RNA polymerase II. Gene Ontology annotation, molecular function: DNA-binding transcription factor activity, RNA polymerase II-specific; protein dimerization activity; RNA polymerase II cis-regulatory region sequence-specific DNA binding. Bases 482 to 1228 code for a protein of 248 amino acids. Gene Ontology annotation, cellular component: nucleus. NCBI's taxonomy places the organism in Eukaryota, Viridiplantae, Streptophyta, Magnoliopsida, Rosales, Rhamnaceae. The record is from RefSeq and is a predicted model, not a curated record.
AAAAAAAUGAAAAGAGAGGAAAAAAUAAGGUUUUUAUAUGAAACUAGAAAGAGCACCAACCCUAAGCUCUAUUUCAUUUCCUGGGUUCAGAUUGGAAACCUGAGAGGCUAGAGAAAAUAAAAAAAACCCAAGUUGAAGAGCAACCCAUAGCUAAAAACUAAAAAGACAACCAACAAAUAAAAUAAAAACUCUUCCUUUCUUUCUUUCUUUCUUUCUUGUUGUUGUUCUUCUUCUCUCUAGGGUUUUGUUUAUACAGUGAGUAAUCCAACUUUUUCUCUUAGUAUUUUUCACAAAUUUGGUUGGAAGUUUUAGUAAAAACCCAGAAAAGGAGGAUCAGUUUGUACCCAAAAGAAAUAAUAUACAGAUCAAGAUCUUUUAUUAAUAUUGAGAUAAAUUUAAUUAUAAUAAAACAACCCCAAAAAAAAGAAGGAAAAAUUAAGAAAAGGGUGUGGGAUAAUUAAUAAAUUAGUACGUAUAUAGGAUGGGGAGAGGAAGAGUGGAGCUGAAGAGGAUAGAGAACAAGAUAAACAGGCAGGUGACAUUUGCUAAGAGAAGGAGUGGGCUUUUGAAGAAAGCUUAUGAGCUCUCUGUUCUCUGUGAUGCUGAGGUUGCUCUUAUCAUCUUCUCCACCCGUGGCAAGCUUUAUGAGUUCUGUAGCAGCUCUAGCAUGCCCAAAACCCUCGAACGGUACCAAAAGUGCAAUUAUGGUGCAGUGGAAAUCAACAAACCAGCCAAAGAACUUGAGCAGAGCAGCUACAGGGAAUACUUGAAACUGAAAGGUAGAUUUGAGUCUCUACAACGAACCCAAAGAAACCUUCUUGGGGAGGAUUUGGGUCCUCUGAACUCGAAGGAGCUUGAACAGCUUGAGCGUCAACUAGAAUCAUCCCUCAAGCAAGUUAGGUCUACUAAGGCUUUGCAGACCCAGUAUAUGCUUGACCAGCUUUCUGACUUGCAAAACAAGGAACAAAUGUUAAUAGAGUCUAACAGAGCCUUAACAAUAAAGCUUGAUGAAAUCAGUUCAAGAAAUCACCUUAGACAAACAUGGGAAGGUGGUGAUCAGCAAACUUUAUCUUACGCUCCUCAGCAUGCUCAAUCUCAGGGGUUCUUCCAGGCCUUAGAUUGCAAUCCCACUUUGCAGAUAGGGUACAAUGCCACAGGUUCAGAGCAGAUGGCCUCCACAAGUCAUGCCCAGCAAGUCAGUGGGUUCAUUCCUGGAUGGAUGCUUUGAUUCCCAAAUUUGGUGCUUUUAAGCAUACUAAGUCUACAUAUUAUAUAUAUGUUUUGCUUCUUGUGCUGGCUCUAUAUAAACGUACUGUUUCAUAAACUUAUGAAACUCUAUAUAUAUAUUCACAUAAAUCAGUGGGUGACUGAAUUUUAGAGGACAGGGAAGGCAUCAAAAACCAUUCUUGCCAGAGACAAAAUGUUUGCAUGCAAGAAAUUCAGUAACUUUUUGGACUGCUAGUUUGGCUUUAAUUUCUAUAUAUGAAUGUUUGAUUAUUAAUUUGAAGAACAUUUCUGGUUCA